AUGUGGGGCAGGAGCCAAGCAGCAGGAUUUAUUUCGGCACUUAAAAACUACUCGACACAGUUAGCUAAGAGCCAACUGCAUGGUGUCGACAACGUGUUGAGUGAGCUCUAUGGCCUACGAUGCAAUGUUAUUCUCGACAAACUCGUGGACCAGAAGUAUGCUGCUGCUAUGGGAUACCUGUUAGGCUCUACCCUACUGCACCCAAAAGCAGACCCCCAGAAGGCUUUACAAUAUGUACACAUGGGCCUAUGCUCCAAAUCCCCCCUCUUUGCGUCGUACUUCGUACACGGGCUAUCUCUUUCGUCCUUCCUUCUUGACUCUCUCACGGUAGCUACUACAAUUUCCUCUACACAAGAUGCUCUUAUAGCAAUCUAUUCUGUUCUUUUCAAAGAGCUACAUGCCCCACUAUCACAAGGCUUUUUCGAUAGACUCAAUAGCAUUGCUUCCAACUAUCUCGGAGACGACCUAGAUCUAUUGAUAAGUAACAAGAGCAGCUCAUCUAGUGGAGGCCCUGACUCUUUACUGAACCUCUAUGCCCAGUUUUUGGCAUCGACCAUGAGUGAGUUUUUCAGGGCGUUGCAGAUGAGGUACCAUGGUCACCAGGAUAUUGGAGUAUUAUAUCGAUUGCGGGUUCUUGCACAAAGGGAUCCAGCCAUCCUCUGCAUUAAUUCGUUGAGAGUAGAGCAGCUUUUGUCUGAUGGCAUCUCAAUGGCUCAGUAUACGACGGCGACAAUGCCAUCCAUUAUUUCCUGGAUGGACUCCCUCUCUGCUCUCGAACUUAUUUAUAUUAAAGAUCUAGCUAGCCUUGUUGGAUGUGAAGAUUCAUGUGUACUUCAAAUGUCCGCCCCUGAUGGUCUCUCUCCACUCUUACUCUUCUCACCUAAAGAUGUGUUCUCCGCCCUGGAUGACACAGAAACUCAGCCAGCCAUAGACACUAAUAGCAACGGAUGUAGUAGGUGCUCUCUUGCACGGCCAAAGGACUCAUCCACCCUGCUUCUCUACCACAUUAUAGACAGCAGGAUGUCAUCAAAAGAUAUCGAGAGCAUAAUUCAACUAUCAAAGACUCUACUUCGCGAGGCUGGUCGAAAGUUGCUCGAUACAGGAGACCACUAUGAUAAAUAUAUUUCGGUUAUCAUCGAGAAUACGCUCUUGUGUUGUUAUUACACACAAGGCAUCUUCGUGCUUGAUUCAGAGCAGUUGCAACUUCUUAAGGAACUCCUGAUCAAGUCGUUUAGAUAUGAUCGUCAAAUGUUCCCAGCAUUAUUUCGCUUGCUCUUACUGGUUACUAUUUUCCAACCUAUCUCCAUAGAGGAACAGCAAUCUAUCCUGAAAGCGUUUCAGGAACCUCCUAGUGAUUCCUUGACAGCAGCUCUACUAAAUGCAUCGUGCAUUAGUGUUCGGGGUACCAACUGGAUUACUAACUUUGUGGCAGAUCUGCUUACUCUUCCCCUAAUAGAUUUAGAUAUCUAUCCACAAUCGAAUGAGGGCAAUACCUCGUGUGACAAAUAUGACAUUCAGCACUCCGUUCUGCUUCGUAAUUCAACAUGUACACUGUUUGUGCAAGUUCUCACCAGACUCAUUAAUUUGCACACCAGACAGCCUUAUCCAUUUCUAGACAGCGGCUCCUCGACUAUUACGAAUUUACUAGAAUGGAUCAUCCCAUAUUUAAUAACAUUGGACCAAGACUCGCUGUCUGCAUCUGAGCCGUUCUAUGCCCUUUUGGAUUCUUUGGUACAACACUCUACAAGAGUGCUCAAAUCAACGGAUAACUCUUUGAAUAGAUUCUUUGAUGUCUAUGCUUUCUUUGCUGGCCUACUUUCCAAGGGUAGCUUAUCAGGGUGUGCUUCCGACACACCUCGCUGGUCCAACAUGGAUUUGUUGAAUAUACUCUUACGUUUGCAAGAAAACUAUGACACAUCUGAAGCGCUACUCCAGGCGUCAGGCCUGCUUGAGGCAUUGCAUACGCUAUUGACAUGUAACUUCCAUGCUUAUGCUUCCUCUGUGCUAUUAUUUUUCAGGGGUCGCUCCGCCAGUUGUAUCAGAUUGGAUUUAUUGAUACAGUAUGCUCGCACAGAAUUCCUUACAAAACCCGGACUAACUAUUUCCAAAGACGUUCUGUUAGGCUACGCACCGAUUCAGGAAUUAAAUGAAUUUCCUAUUAUCUACAACAUGUGCUGUCUCUGCGCCUGCAUUUCCCAAGGAUGGAUAUCCUCACAAGGCGAUGGUUCACUUUGGGCUGGGUUGGGUUGUAAUAUUGCUAAGCCGCUUGAGCUUUUUGAGGUUAUUCUGUUGGCAUAUCUUUUUUACUAUUCCACAACUCCCUUAUUGCAAGAAAAACUCCUUUCUCUGGUGUGCGUGGAGUUCAAAUUAGAGGAGCGAUGGGAAAGUACCAUUGCGGCCAAUCUUACUCUUGCGACUGUUUUCUUAGCAUCUGCUGAAAAUAAUUAUCUUCCUGUUAUAUGCGAUGUGCUCUGUUCUAAGAUGAAGCUUUCUCGAGCAGAGUGUGUACCUGGCACACCUCAUACAGAUUCUGGCCUGGGCAACCUUAUAACUGGCCUGUCAGGAAAGCUCAAGGGGUAUGCGCAGCAGAUUCCAGAACGUUACUACUCCCUUGUUAUACUAGCAUGCCCAUAUGGCGAGCAACUGGUGAUACCAAUCCGUGCCCACUACUUGGAAGACCCUUCAGUUUUGUUAUUCUACCUUAGCUGCUUGGAAACCAGGGACACUCCGUUUGAUAAAACUGUCUUUGAGAAGCACAGGGAGCUUAUGGAGACAGGUGUACCGAUUGAGCUGGCGGUUCGUCAUCGAGCGCGUCUUGGCUCAGUUGUUGUGGGGAACACUAACUUCUUGACUUUACUUUUUACCACUUUAGAUGGGAAUGAGAAUAAAAGCAUUACAAGAUUUUUACCUGUCCUCUUGCUGCAUUCCAAUGGAUUGACAAUUCACUGGUUAGAAAAAGUACUUUUGAAAGCGCCACAUGACAGUUGCACACAAUCGAUAUUAUCACUUUUGUACCACUUUUCAAGGCAUCGAACCGAAGCUUCUUGCUUGCCAGAUCAGUACUUUAAGGCGACCACACAAUCCUUUGCAUUAUAUCACGAGAGCAUGCUAGGCUAUAGAAGGACCAAGAACUCCUCUAUGUACACAUUGGGUGAUAAGCUUAAUGCUAGUACUGAUGGCAGCAAGAAAUUGCAGGCCUUGCAUGUUAUACUACAUGGCUCUCACACCCAUAGUUACAGCAGCUCCCUAGUUUUAACUAUAUUCUCAAUUGACUCCGCGGAGAUUAUUCUUACCUUGUCGCUGGACUUGUCCUUACGAAGAUUGGUUGCUACAUCAGUUGCUUGGACUUAUUCCCUCGAUUACGCCUUUCCCUCCAGCGCAGUGGAAGAUGGAGAGCUUACUAUUGGUGUAGCGGUUUCUGGGUUUGGAAUGUCAAGCGUUUCGAAGCAUAGUUCAUUUAUCCUCGGCACUUCUUUUACACCCAUCUGUGGUUUAACCGUCACGGUUAAUGGAUCUUCUGCGUCCCUUCGCUUAGAGCAGCUUCCUAGGCUCUGCCUCCCCUUGAAGAUUGAGAUAACAACAGAGGGAUCACUACUGUAUGAUCAGGUUCUUGUCUCACCAUUUAUUCUUACUCCAUUUCAAGUAUCUCUGCUGACUGACAAGAGUAUGCCUAUUUCGAAGCUAUUCAACGAUCCCGCCAGCUUCGGUAGCAUACUCGGGCUAGCACAUGAUCUUAGAUCCCAGUCGCGUAUGCCAUGCGGACUCAGCUUUUACGAUCCACUGGAUACCCCACAUACCUCUCUAUUAGGUCAAACACAUCCUCUUUCAGCCAUCAAGAUAAUUAGUAGCACACCAGGCAAAACCGAGCCCCUCAUUGUUGAGGAUUGCUUGUGCGCGUUUCCCCAAUAUUUAGAACAGCACGAGGUCUCAGUUGAGCACUUAUCCAGCAGGUAUCUGGAUGCGUUUGCCACCGAUUUUGAAUCUUUGUAUCUGCACAUCUAUUCUGACUGCAAAAAUUUUACUGAGGGCUGUCACUCGUUACAACGUAGAGGCUUCUUUUGCCCUCAGUGUAAUAUGGUCUCCACCUCAGACUACCUACUUUUCGACCUAUUAUGCGCAGAUCUACAAGCUUCUGUUAACAGGACUGGUGAGCUAGUGGCUCAUCCCAAAGAGUACACGGUAUCUUGCCCAUAUUGUGCGCAGCCAUCUGAACCCCCGUCUCGCCGUCUACUUCAAGGUGAUAAAAGUUCUGCCCUUUCGACACUUUAUGAUAUCCGAACGCAUUCUUCUCAGCAAUCACUGAUGUUCAAUACUACGUCUCUUCAGCCUGACUCUCUUGUAUUUUCCUUUUUAAAGACUGCAGAACCUAAUUCCGUAGAGCUGAAUGAAAACAUGCAACCUGUUGUCAACCAUUUAGCGUCAGUUGUACCCCUUACGUCACUAAUUAUCUACAACGAGUUUCUAAAGGCAAUAACAUCGGUUGAUGGUACGCUUCUUUUGGAUGAUCUACUAUUCCGCCUGGGUUAUCUGGAACCUGUUACAUCUGUUCCUUUCUACAGUGGAAUCUCCCUUCUUAUGCUUUUGAUCCAGACUCUCACCAAGGUACCAAUCGUUUCUUCUUUAGAGUUAUCCUCAUUCAUCUCCUCUCAAAUCUCAGAGAAGACCACCCCAGACCCUGUGCCAUGGAGCGGAGAGUGUGUUUCUGCGUUUCUCACCAGGUAUCAACGUGCAUUUUUCAAGCUAUUUCAUCAGCAAGGCUCGUCAGGAGAUUUCUUCUCCGAGGCUAAGCGAACAGGAGUCUUGGGCACGGUGCACCACUUUAUCUCGUUUCACGAGCAGCUUUCCCUUUUUGAUCAGAAUUUUAUUCCAAGUCUGUUCACUACGUCUGCUCUCUUCGGAAUGUCGCGGCAGUCGCUUGUGCUCAUGUUAGGCGAACUACAUACAUAUAUGGGCAUACUGGCACGCAUCACGGGAGGAGAUCCCAAUCUAUUACUGCGUAAGUAUCUUGAUAUGGGGUCAAAAGUGUCUAUAAUUUUAUCCAGCAUUACUCUUCUCAAGCGUUUUAUCGUGAAAGUCCCCCGGAUUGGUGAAUUAGAAAGAAUAGAUAAGUGGUACAUUGGUAAGGGGUUGCUCGUCUUUGACUCCAGCGUCAAUCUGUUACAACACACGCAAACUAGUUCGUGCUUUAUACACUCACAAACUGAUGAUAAUACCAAGCUAUUUCUGUCCGUAACAGCCAAGCCCCUAUCUGGUGCAGUGGUCUCUGCCAAUCCUCCACUGGAAAGGUUUCUUUUCCCAUUAGCCUACUCAAGGAGUUUACCAGUUAACAUCGAUUGCAAUCUACUCUUACCCGCGUGUAGAGCGUUAAUUAUAGCAUCUCAGGGAAGCCUAAGCUCUGCUGCGAGUGACGCUCUUUUCGCUCUUUUUGCUUACUCGCAGCGUUGUGGUGCUCUUUUGAAUGCCAUCUCCUUCACUUUGGAAACCAUUACGGAGUCAGGAAUAUCUAGCAUACCAACUGAGCUUGCUGACUACCUAGUUGAGGAGCUACUUGUGGCAGAUUCUGUUAGUUCAUUUAUGUGUUUAUGGCCGGCCACUAUUGCACUGUCCAGUGACUCGGUUCCGCUUAUGCUUUACCUGCUGAGAGGCCUCCUUUUGCAAUCGUCUAAAAAUAUCAAGUUAUUUGCACAGCUACUCACUCCUGACUUUUGGCUUCAGUAUAUACACGGCAUGAUGGAUGCAUUUCUCAUCUAUGCUGGUUCUAUUCUCGUGACCUCUGCCAAUCCUCUUCAGUCUCUUUUGGAGAUAUCACAAAAGUUUACAUACAUAGCCACUGAGUCCUUUGGAAUUAUGUAUACCCUGAUUGCUGCAGAGGAUGUAGCUCACUCUGCGGUAGGGCUUGCUUUCAUAAAGACACUAUCUCGUGCUACGGUUUUUAUAACGGCAUCCCUUCACACGCACUCGCUUUCUGUGGCGGGUACUAUUAGUGACCAUGCAAACUGCAUACAACAGCACAGCAGCACCUCUCCAUAUGUGUCUCUUGCCAAACACGCCAUACUUCACGGCAUGACUGGAUAUGUUACGCUAAUAAUCAAUCGCCUGGCCAAUAUACGAAGUAACUCUUCCUCGGGGACGCCGUCAAGUGUGCAUGUUGACAUGCUUACGGUUCUUAACUCCGAUGUUAUUUUUGAUCAGUUGCAGAUCUCUUACACCUCUCUUCAAGCUUCUUUCGCUUUAUAUCCACAUAUAGCCCAGGAUGUUAAUGAGUCUUCUGAAGUCCCGGACGGAAGCGAUCACUGCUUGGUAAUCGAGCAGUUGACUUCGCUAUCCCUUAAGGCCAUCAUACAGCAACUCUACUCUGCAUGCUAUGUAAUCCGUUACACAGACGAACACAAGUCUCUUCCACAACUAUACCUUAUCUGCGGUGCAUACAGAACUGUUAUUGAGCUGUGCUUUGACGCUCUUCGGCAAACGCAGGUAUUGAGUCCACUUAUCGACGCAUUUUUAGCGACUGCAUUCUCACUUCUAGCGUCAUUCCUUUCAGUAUCGACGGCCGCGGUUACUGAGCACCUUGAUCCAUUGACGUGGUUCCGAUUGUCCACCUCCACAUAUGCACUCAACGGAAGCAUUUGCAACAUGGAGUAUUUCAUGCCCUUCAUCAGCGGGCUGCGCAUAUUUUACUGCUUGCAACUAAAAACACCUCAGACCUUCAAUCAUACACUAAGGUAUCUUCUAUCAAUGUUUGAAGCAGUUAUGGUUAACAAUACGCCAGGAGAGCUAUUCAAACACUAUCUUUCAGAUUUAAGCAUGACUCUUAAUGCUGCUCAAUUCUUUUUUACAGCACCGCUUGGAACAGGUGAUAUAGUAGGGCCAGAGGAUAGACGCACAUUGUCAGGACCAAGAAGCUUAUUGGAGCCCGCGAAUCCGAAUGAGUUUAUCAUUUAUCAUAAUGUUCAGAAUUUUGACUGCACGCUGCAGGUGUUUUACCGAGUGAUUGCGCCUCGUGAGCUUCAGAAGGCUUUCCCAAUUGAGCUGGAGCAUAUUCAAAAGUGUGCAUCCAGCAGUGAUCCUCUAGAAGCCAUCUAUGGAUACUCAAGCCAUCUCCUGCUACUGGUGUCUUUGGUUUACGCAGCUGCAUCAGUACACACAGCUUCUGAUGACAUUGUCGAAGUAGCGACCAGUUCUGCACUCGGAGAUUCUGUGGAGCUCGCAGAUACAAGUCCUCUUAGCAGCAAGGCUCUUGUAGCACAAGAGAUGAUUACCCGGUUUUUGUUUAAGAACCUUCGGCUCUGUGCGAUCGACAAGGCCUGUGCAUCCCUCUCAUCACUGCUAGCUUUGCUGCUUUCGGAGAGUCUUGCUGUCUCCCUCUCAGGAUAUGUAGCUACAACAGAGGUAUCAUCACUGCAAAAGUGCCUUGACCUUUUGAAGUUUAUCUGUGAGUCGUUAGCCGGGGCUUCAUACACACACCAUACGCCACUACACCUCUCUCCUCUCACGCAGACAGUUAUUGUUUCUUCGAAGAACUCUGUGCCCAAGGAGCGCCGGAUUGUGAAGCUCCACAAAGAGCUUGUGGAAAACACUCAGACAGACCUCCUGAGUAUAGGUCCCUUUGUGGACUUGGUCUUUUCCUCUGUGCUACGUCUCUUGGCGAGAUAUCUGGACUUGGGAGAGUAUUCACUUACCGUUCUACAAGACACGUUACAAUACAUGCAAGCCAUGUAUCUUUUGUUUGUACGCACUCUCACCUCACAGGUAAAGACCUUAAAUUCUCCUGACCUAUUCAUUGAAUACGUCACCUGUGUCUUUGAGUACUAUUCUCUUGCUAUGGAACAUCGAACACUGGAGCCAUCUGCAAAUGACCUAUGCUCUAAAUAUGAGGAAUUAAUUAUGCAAAUUCUCGCAUUGGAGAUUCUUCCUCUUUCGUUUCAUAAUUCUCUUGGAAACGUUGCAACACAUGGAUAUCCAUUUACACUUAUCAAGCAAAUCCUGCAGAAUGAUCUUACAGUGACAAAGCUCUGUAACAUUUACUUGGGUAAAGCAGAGAGUCCAAAGUUGAAGCUGCAACUAUACAAGCACUACAACAAGAUGUUAGAGUUCGUCACGUCUAAAUCUGUUGUGUCGGAAAGCGAUGAUGAUGCAAUAGCUGUAUCCUCUGAUGUUGCUGGGAAACCAGGCCGUACACCUAUAAAAUUCAGUGAGCUGCUUCAGGGAUUUAAUUUCACAAAGUUCAAGAUUGUACAGGGUGUCAUUAAUGCUAUUCUGCUCUCAAUACUUCAUACAUCAAAUGUAGAAUUGGCCCAUGCAAUCUCUAAAGUAGUAAGAACUAUGAUACCUUUUUCGUCUGUCAUAUUCUUCUAUUUUGUUGCCAGCACUUUCAAGCUUGGAAAUAUAACGUGCAUUAUUGAUCUUAUUCAGACCAUAUAUGGGGAAGACCUAUCUGUGGAAGGAAAAGUCAAGGUCCAAGGCACGACUACGUCACUUCUAGACUUUGUGAGGCAAUACACGGAUCCUAAUAGAGCGAAUCCCAGUACCCUGCAGUCGUCUAGGUUCAAAACACUUGUUAUUGUAGAGUCAUAUCUAUUUGGACGACAUUGCUUUAGAUUGACGGCGAUGGGGCUGAGCGGCAGCAUACACCUAGUAGCCAAGUCUUCAAGCUCUUUUGCCAACGCGCCGGUUAAAGCCAUUCGUCGAGUGGUUACUCCUGCUCCAUACAUUCACCUAAGUCCCAUUCGCUCAGGGAGUGUAUACUAUCUUUUGUCCACUAUCGCUGCCGUAAGUCGCUAUUACCACUUGGGCGGUCCUCUCGCUUGCGUAGCAGGCUACCAUCGAACAUCUCAUGAGUUUUCAUUGAGGACAAAGAAUCUCAUUGGAGCAACAUGCGCAUUCACGCCAGAGUACAAAGCAUCCCAAGUGCUUGAGUCUCUACUGAUACAGUUGGAGCGGAAAGUUCAUGAUAUAUUGCAGGCCAACUCCGUUAUCAGUCUUGCAGACAUCUUACCAGCCACAGAAUUAGUGCAGUUCAUUGCAUAUGCCAGUUAUGAGACAGAGCUGGUUUCACCAAAUGAGGGCAUUCUUAUCCUUACCGAUUUGGCAAUAUACUUCAUUCCAGGGUGGAGGUUGGUCUCUGAGGAGAUUAUUUAUGGGUUGAGGGAGCAUGCGUUUAGUAUUUCACCGCAAGAGAUCUCUGCUGAGAAAGAGGAGGAGCUGCCAACUGCAGUGCAUCAGCCUUCGAUUGUUAAAAAGAUCGUUUCGUCUAUGCAAGAGAUGCUACAAACACUGCUUAUAUCGACCAGACUUCCUGAGCAAAAGCUAGAACUCGUUUCUGAGCAGCAUGGGCCCCAAAGAGAGAUUCUCAAAGACCUCAAGCACUUUUUGACCUCUCUGGUCAAGCGAUGCAACUAUCCCCCAGGAAGGCCAGUUUCCGAGUACUCUAUAGCGCCAGUAAUGAACCUCUCGGACUCUCACACAGAACAAUCUGCCCUUGAAAAACGGUGCCUUACAGAUGUGCGGCUUCUACUAGAACAAACUGCAAAACUCAGCACAGGGUCCGCUCAGUUGUUGCCUUUUAUGACAACAAUUAAAUUGUCAGACAUAUCUAGCGUUCUGUGGAAGGAGUCGGCGCACAGGUGCACGCAAAUAGAGGUUCUCCUUCAGCAAGGCGAGGUUUACACUUACGAGAUACUUGAUAGUAUUUCAUCUAGGCGAUUGCGGCUAAAUCAUUACGUCAACGAUCAUGCCUUUAUGUUGCGCGUUCAACAGGAGUGUUCACGCUCAGUUCUAACAAAAACACCGGUAUCUGACAGAUUCACGAGCUGCCAACUAAUGCUACAGAACAACUCCCUUCUGUCUGCAAUAGCUCUCAUCUUCUCUUUGAUGAAGACCUCUCUACAAGGAUCCUGGGACUGUGAUCUUGGCACUGCACGGUUUGAAAUUGUGUUACCGAAUGUUGCAUCGCUGAAGAAAUAUAUCUCUAAAUGGCGCAUGCAUUUGGACUCAUGCUGCUCUCAAAUCCCACAGAUCAACUAUGCUGACACUCCAUCUGAAGCAAGUUUAUACGAGCACCCUUAUGAGCUGCCAUUUCCUCAGCAGAUAUCGGCUAUCACAGCGCAAUAUAGUGAUAUUUUCAAGACUGUCUUGCAAGCACUAAACAAGCAACUUGCCACUCUGCUCGAGGAAGCUCUAAUCCUCAUCACAAAGGCCCAGCAACACUUCGGCGAAAUCAUUGAUAGCACGGCCCUCUAUACCUCUCUCUUAUCCUCUUAUCACGCUGCAGAAAGGCCUUCCCUUGGUUUAGGUCCCAGCAUCAACCGCAUUUCGGAGUCCAUGCCCUGGUCUAAGCUUCCCUCUACCCUCAGUAUUCCAAUACUUUUGUUCUCAGGAAAGCUAAGCCAUAUUGAGGCUGUUAUUGCGCUGAAUAUGGUAGCUGGACGCUGCUCCAGCGACACUUCUAUGUAUCCUGUAUUUCCAUGGCUUGCAGAUGACCGCAACUUGGCCAAAACAGUCAUGGAGCAGACGGAGUCCAAGCGUGCAAAGUAUAUGGAUAGAUAUAACAGCCUCACAACGGCUCCGUUCCUUGCUGGGAGCCAUUACUCUACCUCUGGGUUUGUUGCUGGAAUGCUCCUCAGAUCUCAGCCCUUCUCGGCAGCAGCUCUCCUUCUACAUGAUGGAAAAUAUGAUAACCCAGAUAGGAUUUUCAGCAAUGUGUCGGAUUUGUGGAGCUCCGUGAAGGAUACAAAUCUCAGCGAGUGCCGAGAACUCAUACCAGAGCUAUUCUAUGCGCCAAAUAUGUUCCUUAAUGAGUCUGCUCAUGACUUUGGUAUACGAAGCACAGGCGAGGCAGUCCAUGACUUGGUCUGUGACUCUAUGAACGCGACUGGCUGCACUGCUUGCAAGGACAUUUUAGACACCUAUCUGCACACGGUUCUUUACACGUUAAUAAAUAGAGAACGGUUGGCUCAGUAUACCACCUUUCCAAGCCUUUAUCAAUGGUGCCGUCUUCUGUUUGGUGACAAGCAGAACAGCUUAGCUCACUUCAAUAUAUACUACUGGCUAACAUAUCCUGAUUCUGUUGCGCUGGAUUGUAUUUCUAACUUCUCGACGAGGAUAAGCACAUACUCUCAACUUAAGAACUUUGGUGUUUGCUCUAGAGACGUUAUCUGCAUGUCUGUGGAAGAGCGACCUGUGCUACAGUGCAUCUACCAGUCUGUAUUAGGAUCUAGGGGAAAGAACGAAACGAAAAUUCGCAUAUAUGACUACCUUCUCCACAUUGACGACCUCCUGAAGGUGCUCUACCCGACUGAAGUGUCACUGGUCCGCACUUCCGAAGGGGAACAUAUUUCCACGGCAACUGCAGAUAUAUUUAGCCCACAGCAAGCUAUUCCAUGGUUUUACAAUUUGCUACUGACAAAGCAACCACGCGUUUCACACACCCAAUUACAAAACAUGAUCAUGUUGGCAAACAUUUACUCCUUAGCACCUGACUCUCUACUUAUCUUGAUGAGAGACAUGCGCACCAUAGCCGUAAUUAACCAGGCCCACCAUACUUGUCACACACUAAAUCUUCCUUUCCUUCUGUAUGGAAGAGGCCACAUGAACAUCUAUAUCAGACAGUGCUUUGUUCAGUACAGCUGUAUCAUCAUUACACUCACCGAUGCAACUACUCAUUUAGUCCUAUUUGCUCCUGAUGCUCUGAAAGCUGGCCUGCUGAGUGUCACCGGGCAUGUUCGGCUUCUGGCCACUCCGCCAUUUUCGGCCGUAACAGUUUCACAUCCCCAUAGACUUAUUCUAGUCUCUGUAGGUCAGAGGCAUAUUCUGUACAAUCUCAUCACCGGCGCUGCCAUUGUGGAGCUUCACGCCAUUGAGCCAAUGCGCCCGGUGGAGCAUCCAUCGUCUGUCGUCCAGACUCAGAUAGCUGAUAUUGCCGGCAGAAUUUGGGUGCUUCAAGAAGGGAUCCUCUCUUGUUGGAGCACAAGCCUUGCACUUCUCUAUGCUCUUCUACCCUCCUAUGAGACCACAGCCUUUCUCGCCAUUGCAGAUAACCUGCUCUUAACGGGAGAUAAGAAGGGUGUUCUCAGAGUUUACGUACUCCUACCGUCACUUCUCACAGAGACGGUGAGAAUAAAGAUCAAGACCAAGGUUACGACAGAUUCUGAGCCCACACGCAUAAAUCUUCUUUGCACAGCUCCGGCACAUAGACCAUCCCAUCCCCUUGCAAUAAAGCAUGUAGAGUACUUCAAAGACCGCACUGUGACCGUUCUAGUCCCCAAACUGUGUGCAGAGAUCGUAACCAGUAGUAGGUCUCCCAUCUGGAAGAUUGCAACGGAUUGCUCGCAUAUGAGUUUAUCAAUCAAUGACCGGGUUGUAGCUUCUUUAUCGACCAUGAUCAUGCGACUCCCUCGGUACAUUGACUGCGCACCGGCACUUCCUAGUAACCGCUGUGCAAGGUGUGGCGGAAAACGGCCAGAGCAUUACUGUCACGCCUGCACCGGUCAUUUUUGCCCCUUGUGUAUGUCAACAGACGCAUACUUUUUCCCAUACCAAGACAUAAGCAGUAUAGCGCCUUGUCAAAUCUGCGCCAAUUGUGCCAGUCAUAGGGAGAACGCUAAGGAGGUUGUCACUGAAGCAUGA
Messenger RNA from Giardia duodenalis, 12624 nucleotides. RefSeq names its product Lipopolysaccharide-responsive and beige-like anchor protein. Bases 1 to 12624 code for a protein of 4207 amino acids. NCBI's taxonomy places the organism in Eukaryota, Fornicata, Diplomonadida, Hexamitidae. The record is from RefSeq and is a predicted model, not a curated record. The transcript has a single exon.